UCAAGACACAAUUUUCCAAUCUCUUGCGACCUAAGCUGGGUGACCUCAGGCUGGUGAGUUCGCUCUUCUCAGCCUCAGUUUUCUUACCUGCAAAUGGGCGACAACACCUAAGGAGUUGCAAGACGGUUUAUAGGUAAAAAGAACAAAGCUCCUGCUUAAGUAUGUCACCUCAGGAAAGAUCCUUCCCUUGUUGGUCCGUUGUUUCCUUAAUACUUUGGGGCCAGCCGUGGCAACUAGCUGCAAUGGACGAGAGUUUGAGACUCUGCGCACAGUUCCUAGAACGGUACUGGUGACACUUGUCCGCUCCAGGGUACUUGAUAAGAAGAAGAAUGCCGGCGAACAUUCCCUGGGUUGCUGCGGUUGAUUUAUGAAACUUUGGGAGAAGAGAGAAUAAGAAACCCGACCAGGAGACUGGCCGGCUGCGGAGUCCCCUGCCCCGCCACGAGCCUGGCCCGGCGCCGCCUCGCCCCACCCCUGCGAAGCCGAGCAGCAAGUUCCGGGCAGCGGCGCCCUCGGGCCUCCCUCCCUCCCUUCCUCUCUCCCUCUACGCCUCCAGCUGUGCCAGCUGCGCCAGCUGCGCCAGAGUCCAGACAGUCGGCAGCGCCCGCACAGGUGUCAGCGGCCCCGUCGCCGUGCAGAUAUUGCAUGCCAGUGAUUCGUCGCCGAGUUACCACCCCCAUUUGGAACAAGUACUGCUCUAUCAACUGAUGAGAAAUAAAAUCUGUAGCUUUCCAGGUGACGAUCACCUUUCAUUUUCAGCAAGCUUACGAACCACUUGUUGUAGCUGCGCUUCAUUGUCUUGUGGCCCCAUUGCUUUGACUGUCUGAAGUUAACAUGUCCCUGAAAAACGAGCCAAGGGUAAAUACCUCUGCACUGCAGAAAAUCGCUGCCGACAUGAGCAAUUUGAUAGAAAAUCUGGACACUCGGGAACUCCACUUCGAGGGAGAAGAGGUGGAAUACGAUGUGUCUCCCAUGGAUCCCAGGACUCAGGAAGGAUAUAUCCCUUUCUCUGCUAUCUAUAACACUCAAGGCUUUAAGGAGCCUAACAUACAGACAUAUCUCUCCGGCUGUCCAAUAAAAGCACAAGUUCUGGAGGUGGAGCGCUUCACGUCUACGACAAGGGUGCCAAGUAUCAAUCUAUACACUAUUGAAUUAACACAUGGGGAAUUUAAAUGGCAAGUUAAGAGGAAAUUCAAGCACUUUCAAGAAUUUCACAGAGAGCUGCUGAAGUACAAAGCCUUUAUCCGAAUUCCCAUUCCUACCAGAAGACACACGUUUAGAAGACAGAACGUCAGAGGGGAGGAGCCUCGAGAGAUGCCUAGUUUGCCCCGUUCAUCUGGAAACAUGAUUCGAGAAGAACAGUUCUUUGGUAGGAGGAAACAACUAGAGGAUUACCUGACAAAGAUACUAAAAAUGCCCAUGUAUAGAAAUUAUCAUGCCACAACAGAAUUCCUUGACAUAAGCCAGCUGUCUUUCAUCCGCGAUUUGGGACCAAAGGGCCUAGAAGGUAUGAUCAUGAAGCGAUCUGGGGGACACAGAAUACCGGGUUUGAAUUGCUGUGGUCAGGGAAGAGCCUGCUACCGAUGGUCCAAAAGGUGGUUAAUAGUGAAAGACUCCUUCCUGCUGUAUAUGAAGCCAGACAGCGGAGCUAUUGCCUUCGUCCUGCUGGUAGAUAAAGAAUUCAGAAUCAAGGUGGGGAAGAAAGAGACAGAAACAAAAUAUGGACUUCGAAUUGAUAAUCUUUCAAGGACGCUUAUUUUAAAAUGCAACAGCUACAGACAUGCUCGGUGGUGGGGAGGAGCUAUAGAAGAAUUCAUCCAGAAACACGGCACCAACUUUCUCAAAGAUCAUCGAUUUGGGUCAUAUGCUGCUGUACAGGAUAACACCUUAGCUAAAUGGUAUGUUAAUGCCAAAGGAUAUUUUGAAGAUGUGGCAAAUGCAAUGGAAGAGGCGAAAGAAGAAAUUUUUAUCACAGAUUGGUGGUUGAGCCCAGAAAUCUUCCUGAAACGCCCAGUGGUGGAAGGAAAUCGUUGGAGGUUGGACUGUAUUCUUAAACGAAAAGCACAACAGGGCGUGCGGAUCUUCAUCAUGCUCUACAAAGAAGUGGAGCUGGCCCUGGGCAUCAACAGUGAGUACACCAAGAGGACUUUAAUGCGGCUGCACCCCAACAUAAAGGUGAUGAGGCACCCGGAUCACGUGUCCUCCAGUGUCUAUCUGUGGGCUCAUCAUGAGAAGCUUGUCAUCAUCGACCAAUCGGUAGCCUUUGUGGGCGGGAUUGACCUGGCCUAUGGAAGGUGGGAUGACAAUGAGCACAGACUCACAGAUGUGGGCAGCGUGAAGCGAAUCACUUCGGGACAAUCUCUUGGUUCUCUCACGGCUGCAACAACAGAGUCUAUGGAAUCUUUAAGCCUCAAAAAUAAAAAUGAAUCUAAUAAAAAUGUGCCCAUCCUGAAGAAUGUUGAUGAUAUGGAUUCGAAACUGAAAGGAAUAGGAAAGCCAAGAAAGUUCUCCAAAUUUAGCCUCUACAGGCAGCUCCACAAGCAUCAGCUGCACAACGUGGACAGCGUCAGCAGCAUUGACAGCGCCUCCAGUUAUCUUAAUCACUAUAGAAGUCAUCAGAAUUUAAUCCAUGGUUUAAAACCCCACUUGAAACUCUUUCGCCCUUCGUGUGGGUCUGAGCAGGGGCUCACUGGGCCCAGCGACGACACUGGCUCCAUCCGCAGUUUGCAGACAGGCGUGGGAGAGCUCCAUGGGGAGACCAGAUUCUGGCACGGGAAGGACUACUGCAAUUUUGUCUUCAAAGACUGGGUUCAACUUGAUAAGCCUUUUGCUGAUUUCAUUGACAGGUACUCCACUCCCCGGAUGCCCUGGCAUGAUAUCGCCUCUGCGGUCCACGGGAAGGCUGCUCGUGAUGUGGCACGUCACUUCAUCCAGCGCUGGAACUUCACGAAGAUUAUGAAACCAAAGUAUCGGUCUCUUUCUUAUCCCUUCCUGCUUCCAAAGUCUCAAACCACAGCCCAUGAGCUGAGAUAUCAGGUACCUGGGGCCGUCCAUGCUCAUGUGCAGUUGCUCCGCUCUGCUGCUGAUUGGUCUGCUGGCAUAAAGUACCAUGAAGAGUCCAUCCAUGCUGCUUACGUCUAUGUGAUAGAGAACAGCAAGCACUAUAUCUACAUUGAAAACCAAUUUUUCAUAAGCUGUGCUGAUGACAAAGUAGUAUUCAACAAAAUAGGCGAUGCUAUCGCCCAGCGGAUCCUGAAGGCUCACAGGGCACCUUCUCAUAGAAGCACUUGUGCUGUUUGUACUUGGAUUGGGAUUAUACCCACACAUACUGCAGUCAGAAUUGGUUGUUUUGAAACCUCCAUAAUUAUUUCUUUGCAUACUUUCAGAACCAUGUGCAGAGGAGAAAAUUCCAUCCUUGGACAGUUAAAAACAGAGCUUGGUAAUCAGUGGAUAAAUUAUAUUUCAUUCUGUGGUCUUAGAACACAUGCAGAGCUUGAAGGAAACCUGGUCACUGAGCUUAUCUAUGUCCACAGCAAGUUGUUAAUUGCUGAUGAUAACACUGUUAUUAUUGGCUCCGCCAACAUAAACGACAGAAGCAUGCUGGGGAAGCGUGACAGUGAAAUGGCUGUCAUUGUGCAGGACACAGAGACGGUCCCUUCGGUAAUGGACGGAAAGGAGUACCAAGCUGGCCGGUUCGCCCAAGGACUUCGGCUCCAGUGCUUCAGGGUUGUCCUUGGCUAUCUUUCUGACCCAAGCGAGGAUAUUCAGGAUCCAGUGAGUGACAAGUUCUUCAAGGAGGUGUGGGUUUCAACGGCAGCUCGAAAUGCUACAAUUUAUGAUAAGGUGUUCCGGUGCCUUCCCAAUGAUGAAGUACACAAUUUAAUUCAGCUGAGAGACUUUAUAACCAAGCCCAUAUUAGCAAAGGAAGAUCCCAUUCGAGCUGAGGAAGAACUGAAGAAGAUCCGUGGGUUCUUGGUGCAGUUCCCCUUCUAUUUCUUGUCUGAAGAGAGCCUACUGCCGUCUGUUGGAACCAAAGAAGCCAUAGUGCCCAUGGAGGUGUGGACUUAAGAGGUGUACUCAUUUGCAGCCAAGGACUUCCACCCUGAAAACCACACUGCGUGCAGUGACUUCAUGGGGACCUCACAGCCACAGCCAGGCCUGAUGCACUUUUGUGUGCAACACGUGGACCCUUUGGAAUGGCCGGGAGGGGUCACAAUCGAACUGAUGUAAGGACACUGAACAUCAGCAAGGCUUUGUCGGUCCUCCUGUCCAUCCUCAUGAGCGGAGGCUACUCUCUCAUAGGUAGCAUGCACUCGAUAACUUAAAACACAUACAGGAAUUCCAUAAUGUAUACCCCAAUCUGUUUCCUUUGCUAACAAGAAUUUACCUGUAACCGUAACUGUAACUGUGAUGAAGUUUGCCAUAUAUUUGCCCUUUUCUCUCUGAUCUUCCUUUGUAUAUAUCCAGUAUCUGUGGGACCUGCCCUCAUCUUGUAGUCUGCACAGCACUGUUUGAGAUAUCAUUUAUUGCUAGAAGGUAUUAGGGAGCUGUUUCAAAAUUCUUCAAGGUUAUGUGUGAUGCCCUUGCCCAUCUGGUCCUGAAGUAGUAGCAUCCAACCCAGGAUACGGUCAUUAUUCCUUUUCAGUCACUGUAGGGACAGAACAGACUUCAGUCUACCCGGCAGCCUGUGUCAGGUACUUCUGAUAGCAUUGACAAUAUAUCUCGACAUCGCAGAACAACAGGAAGGAAUUAAAUUCCUCCAAUAUUGGAGGAGAGAUUUAACUUGGCUCCCAAAGACACCGCAAAGAUGUGUCCUUGUGACAGAACCCACCUGAUCAAAUUUGAAAACGUGUAGGAUAUUCGAUUACACAGCAACCAGAUAAAAGAGUACACAGCCUUCAGAAACUCCAAGAUGUCAGCAGGAAUCAGAUCCAGAUAAGAAAAGAAGAUCCCCUUAAAGUCCUGUAAAAAAAUUUCCUGACAUCUUUAGCCACUGGAUUGAUUGAAAUUUGAAUUUCUCUGUUUCAUAAUUAAACCAGUGAAUGCAAUUUGUCUUUCAAGAGAAUCACAGGCUUCAUAAAUCCUACCAAGUUAAUAAGUAGGAAGCUCACCUUAUUUGACAUUAAACUCUCCCAGUAUGCUAUCUUCCUUAAGAAAAAAAAAUAAUUGAUGAUAAAAUAUGUGCUUCGUUGCUUGCAUUAUUAAAUGUACAUUAACAUUCCACCAGGUCUUCUGAAAAAGUUAUGAUACUUUCUAAUUCACAUUGUCCUAGUCUGUGAAUUGUUCUGGAAACCCAUGUCCCCUUUCAGAUGGCGUGGUAGACCAAAGCUCUAAUUUUUCUAGGCAGAACUACUACUCUGACAGCCCCAAGAGGUAAGGUAGGUUCCCAAGAGGCCUGUGACCAUGGAACAUGGUAUAGGUGUGGGCAUUACAUACAUCAGUGGGUUGCCAGGACAGAACCUCCUUUGGGUUGCUCUUCAAACAAAGCACCCAGUUCCUGUUUUUGUGAGCUAAUAUUCCAGUCAAAAAGAUUAUACAGGACCACAAAGUCAGUGAUAUAGCUUAGUAGGAGAGAGAGAGGGUCACACUCAAGACAGGAUUUCACAGCUAGAGAUCAUUUCCCAAGUAAGGUGGGAUUUUGUGACCAACAAUGGAAUUAAAUGUUUUUAUGAAUAAAUAACUUAUUUCUCAUAGCAAAAGAUGGUAAAAGGACUUCACUCUACAGCCAUUGUAAAUAAGAUAUCUUAUAUUGCUGGAAGAAGUUAGAUUGGCAUUCGAAGUAUUGAGUGUAUGUAGAAUACCUAAGAAUUUCUUUUAUUUAAUCUUAAGUAUUUUUUAAACUUUAGAACAGUCAACAAACUGGCUCUUGAUUUUGUACAAGAUGUUCUCAUAAAACCAUAGAAAAUGGAAGGGCCUGAAAGGUCCAUUUUCCUUAAUAAGCCAUUUAAUUCAAAUGCUCCCUAUUUUCUAGAUGACGAAACUGAGGCUCAGACUGAAUGAAGGACUGGCUUCAACCCACCCAAUAUAUACAUGGUGGAACCACAUUCUGUUCUUGGCCUCUCUUCACUUCAUCCAAUACCCAAAAAUAACAAUAUAUAAUAAAUAGCUUUCAGAUGGUAUAGAUUUAAGCUAUUUUGAAGGUUGUAACCUUAUGUAUUCAUGUGUUGUUCACCUAGUAGAAUGGAAGCUCCACAGGGCAGGGACUUCACUGUAUGUUGAUCACAGUGUGUUCCCAGAGCCUGGACAGUGCCUGGCUUAUAGAAGAUGUCAGUCAAUGUUUGUGGAUUGAAAAAAAAAAUGAGGUAAAGGAGAAAGCUAUGAGAUGAAGAAAAUUACUGCAUCUUGGGCAAGAAAUCACUGCUGGUUUCUAUGCAUCUACUCAAAGGCAAGAUGCAGAUCUGGGAAGAGGCAACAAGAUUUCCAUGGAGGGAUCAUAUGGAAAAUUCAGUGCAAUAAUUGCCUCUUUUGCAGUAGCCGUUUACAUAGUGCAACAUUCUACCAAGAAUACAUGGAAUGUGGGCAUGAGAUGUACUGUAUGAACUAAUUACCUGUCAUUCUCUGACACCACAACUAAUUGCUAGAAAUUCAGAUAAUUUAACAUUGCAAUAUCUGAUAAAAACUUUAAAGUGUAAAUAAUUUAAAGCCUUGAAAAGCUAUGAUGAUUCUGUUCAACAUUUCAAAUUGACUAUACUCUUUUGAAAUGCCUAUAAAUGCCAUACCUGACACUCUGCUAA
This is a messenger RNA of Ictidomys tridecemlineatus (thirteen-lined ground squirrel), 6734 nucleotides long. Lineage: Eukaryota; Metazoa; Chordata; Mammalia; Rodentia; Sciuridae. The record is from RefSeq and is a predicted model, not a curated record.